Molecule: messenger RNA, 656 nt
Organism: Oppiella nova
Lineage: Eukaryota; Metazoa; Arthropoda; Arachnida; Sarcoptiformes; Oppiidae
Source: the annotation of a GenBank genome assembly
UCUGUUUUUGUAAAAUGUCUUCAAACACCCAGAAGAAAGUUGUUUUAGCCUAUAGUGGAGGUCUGGACACCACUUGUAUACUGUUUUGGCUUAAAGAACAGGGAUAUCAAGUGAUCUGUUAUACAGCAGAUGUGGGACAGGAGGAAGACUUGGAACAAGUGAGACAACAGGCUCUCAAACUCGGAGCUAUUAAAGCAAUAGUUGACAACAGAAUCGAGGAAUUUGUAACAGAAUUUGUUUAUCCCUCGCUUGCCUAUGGAGGUAUAUAUCAGGGUCGGUAUCUGUUGGGCACAUCCCUAUGUCGGCCCUGUAUUUCCAAAGGUAUUGUCAAAGUAGCGAAUGAAGAGAACGCCGAAUACAUAGCCCACGGGGCGACCGGUAAAGGCAACGAUCAAAUCAGAUUUGAAUUGUCCUGCAUUUCCAUUGACUCCACAAUUAAAUGUAUAACUCCGUGGAGAAUGAGUUCAUUUUAUAACAGAUUUCAGGGACGACUGGAUCUCAUAGAAUACGCUAAAACCAAGGGCUUCAAAGUUGCCGCCACCCCCGACAAACCUUAUAGUACUGACGCCAAUAUUAUGCACAUUAGCUUUGAAUCGGGUGUUUUGGAGGACCCCUUACACCCGCCCAUUGAUGACAUGUAUUUAAUGACCACAAAU